UAGACGAGAAGAUCAAUGAGAGUUGGUGGCUAUUUCUCUACAUUAUCAAACAACGAGGGUCCCUUCAACAGCCUCACCCUCUCACUUCGCUCCCCUCAAUUAACAAUGGCCUCUUCUUCUUCACUCACCCUAUCUCAAGCCCUCCUUUCUCACGCCAUCUCCUCCCAUGGAUCGCCGUCCUCAUCCGACCACCGCGUCUCUCUCUCCGCACUCUCUUUUCCCACCUUCUCCGGCCUCAAAUCCACCGUCCCACGCGCUUCCUCUUCCCGUCGACGCCUUCCCUCUCGCUCCACACAGAAGCGCCAAGUCCGUGCUGCCGCUGUCGAGACAAUCGGUACCGCCGCCGAGACUUCCCUGGUGGAGAAAUCGAUCAACACGAUCAGAUUCUUGUCUAUUGAUGCUGUCGAGAAGGCGAAUUCAGGGCACCCCGGGUUGCCCAUGGGCUGCGCUCCGAUGGGUCACAUUUUGUACGAUGAGGUCAUGAGGUAUAACCCGAAGAAUCCUUACUGGUUCAACCGUGACCGUUUCGUGUUGUCCGCGGGCCACGGUUGUAUGUUGCAGUAUGCUUUGCUUCACCUCGCUGGUUACGACAGUGUCAGGGAAGAAGAUUUGAAGAAUUUCCGUCAGUGGGGAAGCAGAACCCCUGGACAUCCGGAGAACUUUGAAACAACUGGAGUUGAAGUAACAACUGGGCCACUUGGUCAAGGUAUUGCAAAUGCUGUUGGAUUGGCUCUCGCUGAGAAACACUUGGCUGCUAGAUUCAACAAGCCAGACAAUGAGAUUGUUGAUCACUACACAUAUGUUAUCUUGGGAGAUGGUUGUCAAAUGGAGGGUAUAUCAAAUGAAGCUUGUUCACUUGCUGGACACUGGGGGCUUGGGAAGCUUAUAGCUUUCUAUGAUGACAACCACAUUUCAAUUGAUGGUGAUACCGAAAUUGCCUUUACCGAGAAUGUUGAUACACGUUUCGAGGGGCUAGGGUGGCAUGUUAUCUGGGUCAAGAAUGGAAACACUGGUUAUGAUGAAAUUCGUGCUGCAAUCAAGGAAGCAAAGGCUGUCAAAGACAAACCCACUUUGAUCAAGGUGACAACCACCAUUGGUUAUGGAUCUCCGAACAAGGCAAACUCAUAUAGUGUGCAUGGGAGUGCAUUGGGUGCCAAGGAAGUUGAUGCUACUAGGAAAAACCUUGGAUGGCCAUAUGAGCCUUUCCAUGUUCCUGAAGAUGUUAAAGGGCAUUGGAGUCGUCACACCCCUCAGGGUGCUGCUCUUGAAGCUGAAUGGAAUGCCAAGUUUGCUGAAUAUGAGAAAAAAUACAAAGAGGAAGCUGCAGAACUCAAGGCAAUCAUCACUGGUGAACUACCAGCUGGCUGGGAGAAGGCACUUCCAACAUACACCCCGGAGAGCCCAGCUGAUGCUACCAGAAAUCUCUCUCAACAAAAUCUCAAUGCCCUUGUAAAAGUUCUCCCUGGUCUUCUUGGUGGAAGUGCUGACCUUGCUUCUUCGAACAUGACCUUGCUCAAAAUGUAUGGUGAUUUCCAAAAGGACACCCCUGAGGAGCGCAAUGUUAGGUUUGGUGUUAGGGAACAUGGAAUGGGAGCUAUCUGCAAUGGCAUUGCCCUUCACAGCCCAGGCUCCAUUCCUUACUGUGCUACGUUUUUUGUCUUCACUGACUACAUGAGAGCUGCCAUUAGGAUUUCUGCCUUGUGUGAAGCAGGAGUUAUCUAUGUUAUGACCCAUGAUUCCAUUGGUCUUGGGGAAGAUGGACCCACCCACCAGCCAAUUGAGCACUUGGCAAGCUUCCGUGCGAUGCCUAACCUUUUGAUGCUUCGUCCAGCUGAUGGAAAUGAAACAGCUGGUGCGUAUAAGGUUGCUGUUCUGAACAGAAAGAGACCCUCUAUUCUUGCCCUCUCCAGGCAAAAGCUGCCCAACCUUCCUGGAACUUCCAUUGAGGGAGUUGAAAAGGGUGGCUACAUUGUUUCAGACAAUUCUUCUGGCAACAAUCCCAAUGUAAUUCUGAUUGGAACUGGUUCUGAGUUGGAGAUUGCUGCUAAAGCUGCUGAUGAACUAAGGAAGGAAGGCAAGACUGUUAGGGUUGUCUCCUUUGUUUCGUGGGAGCUCUUUGAUGAGCAAUCAGAUGCCUACAAGGAAAGUGUUUUGCCAUCAUCCGUAUCAGCUAGGGUUAGUAUUGAGGCUGGAUCAACAUUUGGGUGGCAGAAGAUUGUUGGAUCCAAGGGGAAGACAAUUGGAAUUGACCGGUUCGGGGCCAGUGCACCAGCGGGCAAAAUAUACAAGGAAUUUGGUUUAACUCCAGAGGCUGUUGUUGCGGCAGCGAAAGAACUUAUCUAAGCUUGCUUGGUAACUCUCCGGGUAAUAUUGUGGUUUUGGGUUGGAGAUUGAAACUGAAGAGAGGCCAUCCCAAUUGUGACAGUCCCGUUUGUUUUUAAUAAGAGUCAGAAUCCACUUAUUUUCUGUUGCUUGUGAUUCAUCAAAAAGCAAAAAAUAGAGCGAAAGGGAGGGUAGACCUUCUGUAUGAUUAUAAAUUUGUAACUUCCUCUUGGACUUUUUCCCAGAGUUUUGCAGUACUUUUUGCUUCUAAGUUAGCUUUGCCCA
Messenger RNA from Hibiscus syriacus, 2607 nucleotides. RefSeq names its product transketolase, chloroplastic. Gene Ontology annotation, molecular function: transketolase activity. Lineage: Eukaryota; Viridiplantae; Streptophyta; Magnoliopsida; Malvales; Malvaceae. Gene Ontology annotation, cellular component: cytosol. Bases 16 to 2343 code for a protein of 775 amino acids. The record is from RefSeq and is a predicted model, not a curated record. Gene Ontology annotation, biological process: pentose-phosphate shunt. The transcript has 7 exons.